Messenger RNA from Morone saxatilis (striped sea-bass), 2869 nucleotides. RefSeq lists its product as uncharacterized. Bases 911 to 2782 code for a protein of 623 amino acids. Gene Ontology annotation, molecular function: D-mannose binding; fucose binding. The transcript has 13 exons. The record is from RefSeq and is a predicted model, not a curated record. NCBI's taxonomy places the organism in Eukaryota, Metazoa, Chordata, Actinopteri, Moronidae. Gene Ontology annotation, cellular component: external side of plasma membrane. Gene Ontology annotation, biological process: biological process involved in interspecies interaction between organisms.
GGUAAUGGCGCCAGUCCUGUCUCUGUGUGUUUAACUUUAGUGCAGCGCCGCCCGCCCGCCACUAUGAAACCCUCGAGUGUCGGGGAAAAUGUUAACUCACUAAGGGAAGUGAAGCAAGUCUGCACAACAAAUACACGAGUAGCGGAUGUUUGAAACGGUUUGGUCUCGUCUGAAACGCGACUAAAGAGGCAACAACACACCGAAAACUCGUCCAUCCUUUCCUAGUGCUCAAACCCGGAAACUGUCAAAUUAAACGGUCUCCUUGAUGUGCCAGGUAUUUCUUUUGGUGCAUCAGCCAAAAGAGACAUUCCUGUGUUGUUAUUUUAACCAUUAAACAUUUUUUAAAAUGAAUUCCCCCAUAAAAUAUAUCUAAAUCAGGGGUGUGUAACCUCCUUUAUUUUGAUAUAAAUUACUAAAGAAAGUUUGGUGCAUGUAAACAAACUUGUAGCCAGUACCGAGGUAUCACAUUGAUACAAAAAUUAUAUAAAAAUCCAAUAAUGUUGUAAAGCUGUCCUGUUAAAACACUGCCUGCAAUGGUUUUCUAUUGUUACCGUAUAUGGCAACUAAAUCACUUCCCUCCCAUGUGAUUAAACCUUUGGCCCAUGUGGACAGCACAUUGGAGGCCACCAGAGCACCAGUGUGCAUUACAAUAUGCCAAGUGUAAAGUAUAUUCAAUAAACUUGUCAUUGUGUCCAUCAGAGUUCAUAUAGCAUUUGUAAAAACCUAAAAUGACAUAAAAAAAACACUUUUAAGGCAGGAGACAUUUUCACAUAAGUGAGAGGGGGACUCAAGCACACACACACGUACACACAGUUUUGUAAUAUUGACAGAGCAGCCGCCUCACAGAUAAAAGCGACCUGCUGGGGGAUUUCUGAGUAAAGACCAGUGAAGACCAGAGGGACAUCCAGACAUGCUUUUUAAUGACGAGGACAGCACAGAUGGAAAAUCAUUUCAUCAUCAUCAUAACACAGGAACCAAAGGAUCCAUGUGCACGGUCAGAGUUGGGUCCAGAAGUCUUCCACUGUAUCCGAUGGUUAUCGUGUGUUUAGGAGUAUUAAACACUAUUCUGAUGUUAACUGCUGUUGUUAUUGGGAUUUACUGUGGCAAAGCCAAUCAGUUACCCGCUCCCCACCAAAUGACAGUACAAGCCCUCUUCGUAGAGGUGAAGGAACUUCAGAUAAUGCAGACUGAGGCGAUCAAAGCUCAAGAAGAGGCCCAACAAGCAUUAAAGAAAGAGCUCAUGAGCCACAAGGAGCUGAAACUGCAGUUAGAGCAGAACAAGACCACCAAUGACGGCCUCCAGAGGCAGAUUGAGACGCUACAACUGCAGAGGGCAACAGUGCUGGCCGACACAGCCAAGAGCCGGGAAAGUUGUGGACGAUGUCAGUCUGGAUGGUUUUUAUUCAACACGUCGUGCUACUUCCAUUCUAAAUCUGCAUCCCUUCCCUCAAAGAACUGGCCAGACAGCAGGGCGGACUGUAUCAGACGCGGGGCCAAUCUGACUGUGAUAGAUAGCUUGGAAGAGCAGCUAAAUCUUUUUGAGUACCUACCAAAACAGGAUCCAAGCAUUCGACCGUGGUGGAUCAGGGGAGGUGGGGUCUGGAUUGGCCUUACGGAUAUUCAGAAGGAGGGCAGUUGGAUGUGGUUAAAUAAUGUGACACUGCAGGGUGAAGGGUACUGGAUACAAGGGGAGCCCAACAACUAUGGACUACAGGGUGAGAACUGUGCAGCAUUUAUGAACGUUAAAAACCCUAGGGCAACAUGGUUUGACGCAAGUUGCCAAGAGAACAAGGACUGGUUAUGUGAAAUGGAACCCAACUACAUUACACUAAUUCUGCAGAUGGAGGCAAGCAGUUCAGUGGUCUGUAUCUACAACACUGCAGUCAUGGAGAAUUCACAGAAAAGGGCAAAUGACAACAAAAAUGGAAAUUUCCGCACUUAUUUUGAAACAUUUUGGCAAGGUGGUUUCACUUUUCCCAUCAUCCGACUGGUUAUACUCUGUCUGGGACUGUUGAACGUUGUUUUGCUGAUUGCUGCUGUUGUUAUUGGGAUAAAUUGUGCCAAAGUCAGAGAGGGUUCCCUCAAUGUUCCCCAAGCAGCUGCAACCCAGCUCAUCAUUGAGCUGGACUAUCUCCUGAGCAACCACAGCGAUGUGAUGAAAGCCAAAGAGGAGGCCAAGAACGAGUUAGACAGAGCGCUCAAAAACCAUGCACAACUAAAAGUGAAAAUUGAGGAGCUGAAGACCAUCAAUGACAAUUAUCAGAGGCAGAUUGAGGUCCUGCGAACAGAGAAGACCAAUCUGCAGGCCAAUGUAUCAGCUUUGGAAGGAAAUUGUGGCAGAUGCCACCCUGGAUGGACUUUUUACAACUCAUCCUGCUAUUUCUUUUCCUACACUGAGUUACCUAAUGUCAAAAAGAACUGGCCAGAUAGCAGAACAGACUGUGGUAAUCGUGGAGCCGACCUGAUUGUGAUCGAUAACCAGGAGGAGCAGAAAUUUGUGAGUGAAAUAAUUGAAAGUGUAAGAAAUGCACGUCAAGUCUGGGAAAGUGGAUACUGGAUUGGUCUCACUGACGCAGCGACAGAGGCGACAUGGGUCUGGAUUAAUAAUGUCACAGAGGUGGAACAAAGGUAUUGGAUGGAUGGAGAACCAAAUAACCAUGGACACAUGGGAGAAGACUGUGGGAUUGCAGUUUUUUCCGCCACUAAUCCCUGGAAGACCCGUUUUGAUGCCAAUUGUCAGCAGAAACAGAGUCACUGGUUAUGUGAAAUGAAAUCAAUCUAGAAUCAGGAACUGCUGCUCAAGCAGAAAACACAAGUAUUGUUUUGUAACUGUAACUAUAAAAUAAUAAAAUACCCCUAAGAUUGGUCU